Messenger RNA from Camellia sinensis, 750 nucleotides. NCBI's taxonomy places the organism in Eukaryota, Viridiplantae, Streptophyta, Magnoliopsida, Ericales, Theaceae. The record is from RefSeq and is a predicted model, not a curated record.
UAUGAGACACAAAGAAUGAAGAAUAUUAAUAAAAACCGUGAGAGAAUGAAUACUCUAGGAGUGAAGAAUAUAACAACUUGUUUGAAGGCUACGGUUCAACAUAAGAAAUUGAGGAAGGAAAAACAAAUACCAAUUGAGGAAAAUGACGAUGAUUAUCGACCGUCAGAGGCUGAAGAUGGCAGUGACACUGAAUCCUAUGAUUCGUUUGAGCAUGAGCUGUUAGAGAUACCAUCGAGAGCCCAUUCACAAUCUCAUCAUGAGGCAUUGACCCACGCAUUAGAAGAGGGGGAUACCUCUUCACGUCCUGAGGUGACUAGCAAUCCGCCACCACCUCUCAAUGUGGAGCCUCAACUUGAGGUGACUGCUGGUAAUACUAUUGCUGCUAAGCGUGCUCGUGGCCCGACUCGAGGCAAAGAGGUUCAAGGCCUUGUUGAUAGAGAUGGAAAGCUUAGUGUGCCUAUCCCUCCAGAAUUUCGUGCACCGGUAGGGGACUAUGCCUCAAAACUAGCCUCAAAGAUUGGUGUAGAAGUGCGAACUCGUUUAUCAGAUCCAAGUGUUCGUAGGUGGAAGUAUGUUGAUGCCUCCGUUAAGGAGGCGAUGUUUCAACGCUUGAAUGUAAGUUCGUUGUCUACUUAUAGGAGAUUUUACUCAUUUUUAUAAUAGGUUAGAAAUCUUAAUUAUUUAUUGUAAUUAUUUUAUUUUUUAUAAGAAUUAUCUAUGACUUAUCUAUUUUUUGCAGGAUCAAUUUGA